AUGAAGUCUUGCUUGAUUAUUAUACCUCUAAUAAUAACUUUUGCGAUCGCUUACUGCUACUUCCAGGAUUUCUACAUACCUUCAUCAACGAUGAUUAAUAUUCUCACUACAUGGGGCGAAAAUUUGGAUAUCAAAAAUGUUUUACCAGAAUAUCCACGUCCACAGUUCGCACGUAGCUCAUAUUUCAAUUUAAAUGGUGAAUGGGAAUACGCCAUACGAAAUGAAAAAGAAAAUGAACCUAAAAACUAUGAUGGAAUCAUAAUAGUACCUUUCUCGCCAGAAAGUAACCUUUCAAGAGUUGGCAAGCAACUUACAGCAAAAGAGAAAUUAUACUAUAAGCGUAAUUUUACACUUCCUGCAGGAUUUAAUAAAGGAAGAAUUUUAUUGAAUUUCGGAGCAGUCGACCAGACAUGCGAAGUCAAGAUAAACGGUAAUACUGUCGGAUCUCAUGACGGUGGCUACCUUCCAUUUACAUUUGAUAUCACAGAUUUCUUAAAAGAAGGAGAAAACUUAAUUCAAGUUACUGUUGUUGAUAAACUCGAUAAAGAUGGUGCUGCUUUCGGCAAACAAACCAUGAACAGAGGUGGAAUCUGGUAUACUGCAACAAGUGGCAUUUGGCAAACAGUUUGGAUCGAAUCGGUUCCGAAAACUUACCUUAAAUCUGUUAAAAUUACUCCUGAAUACGAUAAUUCGUCUGUAUUAUUUAUUGCUGAUGCAAUUAAUGAUGCAGAAGGUACUAUUACCAUAUUAAAUGGUACAGAAAUUAUUGCAUCGGGAACUUUCAAGAAUGGAGCCGAAACGCGUAUCAAACUCCCAUCAUUUAUCAGUUGGUCACCAGAAAACCCACAUCUUUACACAGUUAAAUACAAAUACGGAGAAGAUGAAGUCGAAUCUUACUUCGGAAUGCGUAAGUUCUCAAUUGAAACAAUCGAUGGAAUACCACGUCUUAUCCUCAAUAACAAGCCAUAUUUCCACAACGGUCUUCUUGAUCAAGGUUAUUGGUCAGAUGGAAUUUACACGGCUCCAUCAGAUGAAGCACUCAUUUACGAUAUCAAACAGAUGAAGUCUCUUGGAUUUAACAUGCUUAGAAAGCAUAUCAAGGUCGAACCAAUGAGAUGGUAUUAUCAUUGCGACAAACUCGGAAUGCUUGUAUGGCAAGAUGCUGUUUCUGGUGGAGAAUUACCAUAUUCAGCAUUUAUCAUACAAAUCUUCCCAUUCGGAAUGGGACACGACACGAUUUCGGAUAGUCAUUACGGAUGGUUCCACCGCGACUCUAAAAUUGGUCGUGAUAAUUACUACAGAGAUUUGAAAGGAAUGAUCGAGCUUUUGUACAACUGUCCUUGCAUUUCUACAUGGGUUCCAUUCAAUGAAGGCUGGGGCCAAUUCGAUGCAAAGAAAGCAGUUGAGUUAAUUACAGAUCUCGAUAAGACAAGACACAUCGACCAUGCAAGUGGUUGGCACGAUCAAAAAGCCGGAGAUUUCAAAUCAUUACACAUCUACUUCAAGCCUGUAACAUUCAAGAAGGAUAAAAUUGGCAGACCAAUUGUCCUCUCAGAGUUUGGUGGCUACUCGUAUGCUGUAAAAGACCAUUUGGCCACAACAUAUCAAUUUGGCUACGCAAAGUAUGAAAGUCAAGAAAAACUGAAUGACGCAUUAGAGAAACUGUAUACAACAGAAAUUAUUCCACAGAUUCCAAAUGGUCUUUCUGCUUCUGUUUACACACAAGUCUCUGAUGUCGAAGACGAAGUCAAUGGACUUCUCACUUACGACAGAAAGGUUUGCAAAGCAGAUCCAGAGCGCUUCCGUAACUUCACUAGCAAGUUAGUCUUAUGA
Trichomonas vaginalis G3 is the source of this 1833-nucleotide messenger RNA. Its product is annotated as beta-glucuronidase protein. The transcript has a single exon. Bases 1 to 1833 code for a protein of 610 amino acids. Gene Ontology annotation, molecular function: hydrolase activity, hydrolyzing O-glycosyl compounds. Lineage: Eukaryota; Parabasalia; Trichomonadida; Trichomonadidae. The record is from RefSeq and is a predicted model, not a curated record. Gene Ontology annotation, biological process: carbohydrate metabolic process.